Molecule: messenger RNA, 2083 nt
Organism: Raphanus sativus (radish)
Lineage: Eukaryota; Viridiplantae; Streptophyta; Magnoliopsida; Brassicales; Brassicaceae
Product: probable inactive receptor kinase At5g53320
Biological process (GO): protein phosphorylation
Molecular function (GO): protein binding; protein kinase activity; ATP binding
Source: RefSeq, a predicted model, not a curated record
AUGACAAUAUUGAGCGGUGACUGUUUUUUCUCAACAUUCAAAAAAGUGCCUUCUUGUUGUCCCACAAAAGUCUAUAAUUUUGUAACCUUAUUAUAUACACACGCAUCUCUUCCUCUUCACUUUACCCUUAAACCAGUUUUUCCUCCACCCAAAAAUAAACAAACACUGAAAAGGAAGAGCCAAGUUGUCAUCAACUUGGUUUUAGUACUCAUCGGAGUUUUCUUCUGCAUAGAAGCUGAGACAAUCAAAGAAGAUAAACACACUCUUCUUCAAUUCGUUAGCAACAUUAGUCACUCCCAUUCACUCAACUGGUCACCAACUCUUUCUAUAUGCACCAAAUGGACCGGUGUUCAAUGUGACUCCCAUAAUUCCAGUGUCAUCGGUCUUUAUUUAGCAGCCACGGAUCUUCGUGGGCAUCUCGAGCUAAGCACCAUAGCCAGGUUAACUAAUCUUCGGUUUCUCAGUCUCAGUUCUAACAACAUCUCUGGACCUUUCCCUUCAAGUUUACAGGCUUUGAAGAACUUGACCGAGCUUAGACUAGAUCUCAACGAGUUUUCUGGUCCUCUGCCUUCUGAUUUCUCUUCUUGGGAGCAUUUACGAGUUCUUGAUCUCUCUCAUAAUCGGUUUAACGGUAGUAUCCCAUCUUCGUUUGAGAAGCUAACCCAGUUACACUCUCUGAAUCUUUCGAGUAACAAGUUCUCGGGUGAGAUUCCGAAUCUACAUAUUCCGGGUCUGAAGCUGCUGAACAUAGCUCACAACAAUCUGACAGGAACCGUACCCAAGUCACUGCAGAGAUUCCCACUCUCAGCAUUCGUCGGAAACAAUCUGGCUCACGUUCCUUCAUCAUCAUUAAGGAGACAAACGAAACACCACCACAAUCAUAUAGUUCUUGGCGUAGCAUUAAGCACGUGCUUUGCGCUCCUAUCUUUGGUUGCCAUCUUAUUGGUGAUCAUCCGUAACAGAGAAAUGCAAAGAAGAUCUACAGAGGACAAGCCUAGCAAGAGGAGGAAAGAUUCAGAUCCAAACCUGGGUGGAGGAGAUAACAAGAUUGUGUUUUUCCAAGGCAAGAAUCUUGUCUUUGAUCUAGAAGACUUGUUGAGAGCUUCAGCUGAAGUUCUAGGGAAGGGGCCAUUUGGGACAACCUACAAGGUUGAUCUCGAGGACUCGACGACCAUCGUUGUGAAAAGGAUCAAGGAAGUGUGUGUGCCUCAGAGAGAAUUCGAACAGCAAAUCGAACAUCUUGGCAACAUCAAGCAUGAGAAUGUUGCCACUUUGAGAGGAUACUUCUACUCCAAGGAUGAGAAGCUCGUGGUUUAUGAUUACUGCGAACACGGAAGUCUUUCAAGUUUAUUACACGGUCAGAGAUGUGAUUGGGAAACUAGAUUGAAAAUGGUGUAUGGAACAGCAAAAGGAGUAGCUCAUAUCCACUCACAAAGCGGAGGAGGCAGACUAGUCCAUGGGAACAUAAAGUCCUCAAAUGUUUUCCUCAAUGCGAAAGGAUAUGGGAGCAUCUCUGGAGCAGGAAUGGCCACGCUGAUGCAUUCGUUACCCCGAAAUGCGUUUGGGUAUCGUGCACCAGAGAUAACAGACACAAGAAAGGGGACUCAGCCAUCGGACGUGUAUAGUUUUGGUGUCUUGAUAUUUGAAGUACUGAUAGGAAAAUCAGAAGUGGGAAACCUGGUGAGGUGGGUGAACUCGGUGGUUAGGGAGGAAUGGACGGGAGAGGUGUUUGAUGAAGAGCUUAUGAGGUGUACUCAAGUAGAGGAAGAGAUGGUGGUGAUGCUUCAGAUUGGUAUGGUCUGCACAGCGAAGUUACCAGAAAAGAGACCAAAUAUGAAUGAGGUAGUGAGAAUGGUGGAAGAGAUAAGACCGGAGAAGCUAGUAAGUGGAAACAGAUCAGAGGUUUCCACAGGCUCAACUCCGAUAGGAAGUGUAUCAGGAUCACCAUAUAUACUGUGAGAAAGACUAGUUAUCUUUCCUUUUAAUGUAUUUGACCAUUCAGAAAAGGGUUUUAGAGUAUUUAAGUUCAGUCUAUGAAGAGGCAUAAAGCUACCUAGCUUAAUCAAAAAAGACCUUAUUGAUC